Messenger RNA from Guillardia theta CCMP2712, 1578 nucleotides. RefSeq lists its product as hypothetical. Bases 1 to 1578 code for a protein of 525 amino acids. Lineage: Eukaryota; Cryptophyceae; Pyrenomonadales; Geminigeraceae. The transcript is spliced from 6 exons. The record is from RefSeq and is a predicted model, not a curated record.
AUGAUGGAGAUGAUGAUGAUGAUGAUGAUGGAGAUGAUGGAGAUGAUGAUGAUGGAGAUGGUGGAGAUGAUGAUGAUGAUGAUGGAGAUGAUGGAGAUGAUGGAGAUGAUGGAGAUGAUGGAGAUGGUGGAUGAUGAUGAUGAUGAUGGAGAUGAUGGAGAUGAUGGAGAUGAUGGAGAUGAUGGAGAUGAUGGAGAUGAUGGAGAUGAUGAUGAUGAUGAUGGAGAUGAUGAUGAUGAUGAUGACGGAGACGAUGGAGGAGAAGACGGUGGUGCUGGUGCUGGUGCUGGUGCUGGUGCUGGUGCUGGUGCUGGUGCUGGUGCUGGUCGAGAAAGUCUGCAGUCUCCUUACCAGAGCUCACCAAGAUGCGAUCAUCCGGACGGGAGAGCGACCAAGAGGAGCGAGGACAAGUUUGUGAAUGAGUCCUUGGACUCUGCCGCCUCCCUCGACUUGCAGCCCCUAGCUCAGUCUGACCUCAGCUCAGCUGCGAGGGAUGGCAAGCGCGUUGGCAGGAGCGUUGGGAGGGAGGUUGUUGGUGGAGGCAAGGUCGAGAGCUUGUCGCAACAUGAAGAAAAGGAAAGCAUCUCGUCUCCUCUCAGCCUUCGCCAACCCUUUGAACUUUCCAACAAGGAGAAGGCAAAGGUGAAGGAGGAGCAGGAGGAGGAGAAGGCGAAAAGCGCUGUCAAGGAGGCUGAUGCGCGUGCCGAGCAAGGGGUAGAUUCCAAGGACAGCAGAGCCGCUCAUGGCAAGGUCGUUACAUUCAAGAAACCUUCCAUGUCAGAGGAGAGUAGCGGCAACGAAUCCAGCAAUGGGGAAGAAGAAGAAAGUGAAGGAAGGGAGAGAGGAAGACCUGCGAAGAGUGGGUCUCCUGUGCUGAAGAAGCCAGCAGGAAAGCAAGAGGAAGCGUCGUCCGGGUCUGCAAGUGACGCAGAGGCAGGGCAGGAGAAGCAGGAGAAGGAUGGCAGCAAGGAGUUGAAGGAGAUGGCAGAAGAGCACGGGGGGGAACACGAUGGUGCGUUAGACAAGCAGGUUGAGGGAGAGGAAUCGAGGCAGAUGCCAAGCGUGCGAGACUUGACGCAAGCGAAGCCCAGAAGCGAUGAAGGCGAUGAGCUGAAAAAUGUGAAGGAGACUGAGAAGAAUGAGGAAUCAGGAACCAUGGAGGUUCACAACGACGAGGCGAAGGCAGAAGACGUGAAUGAAGAGGCGAGGGCGGAGAAGGAGGAGAAAAAUAUUGAACAAACGACUGAUACAGCGAAAACGACACAGGAAGCUCCAUCUGAUGCAACAGGCGAAUGGGAGAACAAAGAACAACCAAUAAGCACAGAUGACAACGAAGAUCAACCCGAGUCAAAAGAAAUCCUCAACAACAUCCAAGACAAACCACCAAACGGAAACCAAACAAAAACGGAAAAUGAAAACAAAAAGAAGCCGGAGACGGGGGCAGAGGAGGACGGGAAGGAGGCGAAGGCGGAGGCGGGGGCAGAGGAGGACGGGAAGGAGGCGAAGGCGGAGGCGGGGGCAGAGGAGGACGGGAAGGAGGCGGGGGCAGAGGAGGACGGGAAGGAGGCGAAGGCGUAA